AUGGAUGAUGGCACAGCCGACACCGGAGGCGCAGAGGAGACCAUCGAGAUCGAAGUGGAGUGCGAGUUCUCUGUCACCUAUGCCCACAGGCGUCUUGUCCUUGUCGCUCGUGGAUGCAACGACCUCGCCAUGAAGUUGGGCACCCGAUCGCCGACGGACAAGCAAACCAUCUUUCACCAGUUCUGCGUGCCGGACACCCAACUCUCACAGUUCCAGGUGAUUGGGGAGGAGCCGCAGCCCCGGGGACCGGUUGUCAAGCAGCAUGCGGCGCUGCUGGAGCUGAUCGGGCGCGCGCUCGACCUGCACCACGAGCCCAACGAGAACCCUCGCUUCAACGGCGCUUCCCACAAGUCCGACAUCGACACUGGCGAUGCGACAAGCCAAGGCCAGGACGACGAGGAGGAAAUGGCGUCGGUGGUGGAGCCGAUGCAAAAGGGAAGUAUGUGGGACUCGAAGCGAGUGGCCUACUUCCUUGCCCUGUGCUGCCUCGCACCGGCCAACGUCUACGCAUUCAACCCAACUUUUUUUGAAAACUGUUUGGUUUGGCACGAGGAGGAGUGGGACCUCAACUGGCACCUUAACUCAGGUAUGAAUAGGGACGACCCCAGACAGCGACUGGUGGACCAACUCGACCUCUGGGCCGACCCGGACCAGGAGUGGAAGGAGAUUGUGUUUGUGUUUUGA
This is a messenger RNA of Acanthamoeba castellanii str. Neff, 684 nucleotides long. RefSeq lists its product as uncharacterized. The transcript is spliced from 3 exons. NCBI's taxonomy places the organism in Eukaryota, Discosea, Longamoebia, Acanthamoebidae. The coding region runs from base 1 to 684 and encodes 227 amino acids. The record is from RefSeq and is a predicted model, not a curated record.